CUUCCUCUUUUUCUGUUGUUAUGUUUCAGUUACACAGUUAUUGAAAACUCUUAGUUGUAUUGAUCCACGAAUCUUAUGGGUGGUUGUAAUUUUGUAAUGCUGUAGACUGUGUUUAAAAAAAGGGGAAAAAAGAGAUUGUGUUAUAUAUAGUUUGCUAGUCUAGCAUCUUGCUUAUUACGCAUGAAAUGAAUGAUGUGACUCUUGGGAUUGUUGAGUGAUGUAGUUUGGAUGAUAGAGACAGGUACAAAAACGGAAUUAGUUUCAGUUACAGGCAAGAUUUUGUCGAAAUUUUUAAAGAUUCAAAGGCUUGCUAUGUGGGUGAAGCCCUCCUAUGUGCACAACCGCUAGUUGAGUCGUGACAAUACAGAAUAGAGUCUACCCAAGCCUUAUAUUGAGGCUAAUAAGGCCAGUGACUAAUUUUAACCCCGUUAAACUUAAUUGGUUUAUGGCAAAUCAAAAAGAAUUAAGUAGAAUAUUCAUUUGAGUUAAACAUAUGGUAUUUGUCCUAUGAAUUUUAAUGCGCUUGCAUCUUUGAUUAGUACACAAUUAUUUAUCCUACUGGUAUUGGCAACUAAUAAGAGCCAUUUACAUUAAAUGUUAGCCUCAAUAGACUAUUAAAACUCAGAUAAAUAAGAACUGUAACGAAAUAGCAGAAAGUUGAGAGACCUGUUAGAGACUUGUUCCACUCACAUGGUAUGCUUUUCAUGGCAGAGAACUUAUUGGCUGAAUGGCAACUGGAGCACGUCGUCUACUCGCUCAUACGAUCUUCUAAGACCAUCCAAUCUCUGGCAUAUUGGUGGGAGAAGAUGUGGGAGGUACCUUCAGUUGACUCCAACCUUUGCAAAUGCUCUUCUGCACUUGCAAUAAGAGGAUGAGAUAAUGUGUGCCCGUACAUGGAUCCACAUGGAUGAGGAUAAUGAUGUAAGAGAUUUUUUGAAUCGUAUCCAGCUUUUGAUCACAAACGCCGGUCGGGACCUUCACUUGCUUUGUGAUAUUGGAAGCUCUGAACAGGAUCGUGUUACUUAUGACACACUUCAAGAGAUUUGGCUUCUCAAGCCAGACAUGAUUUUAUUUCUAAGACUACUUCCCAAGUUCGUCCGAGCAUUUGGUGUUGUUCCAUCUGCUGAUGAAAUCCCGGCUAGAUAUAUUGAAUCCCUCGUUGAUAAUCUAGAGUUUUUGCUAAAUUACAAGGCAGAUUUUGUUGCUCCUGUGAAGGAAAAACUUGAAGUUAUCAAAGGAAUUCUGAAAAUUCUGAAAGGUCUGAAACUUUUACACACAACUAUAGAGUUCACUAGGGAAUUGGAUGUCUUUGCAGUGGUCUUUGUUCAUUUCAUCCUAGAAGCACCAAUGACUAAGCUCAAUUCCUGGUCCUAUCUACCUGUCUACAACGAUGUUGUUCAAAAACUCCAAAUUUCGCUCAGGUUACUGCUGAUAUAUAUCUUAUGCUGUGGUAUCCAUAAUGAAAGCUUGACAAUAUUUGAUCUUGUAGUCAAUGAGUUUUGGUCAUUCAUUAACUCAUUAGACAACCGAGAACCAAAUGAAGAUUUGGGCAAAGAAUUUGAUCUUGCUAUUUCCCGUUUGGUGCAAAAGAUGGAGCCUAUGGCAUCAAAGAUCUUAAAGGGUACUAUUGAGAAACAAAAGCCAGCAUUGUCCUUUUCCCAGAUUGAUAGUUUGGGAUGUAUAGAUUUGGUAUCACAGAAUUUGCUGAGAUUGUUGGAUCAUAGGAUUGAUUCAAUUGCUCCGGUAGCACAUCAGAUUGAAGUUGUACUGUUUGAUAUUAAAAAUUUCAGACCUUUUCUCGAAGGAAAUGUUGACCAACAAGGAGAGCGUAAGGAAGUGUUAGAUGUUUGCAAACAUAUGACCAAUUUAUUUGUCAAAUUUGAGUGUGUUGUUGAUAAGUUCGUGCUUUAUCCUUCUUCCAUAUGGAACAAUCAUUUAGACAAUGUCACUGAAGAAAUAAAGCACUUCAAGAAAAUUGUUGAAUUUUCGCAAAUCUACAUGGGAAAAAAGGACGUCCCAAGUGAUUGUCAAACAUCAAAACCUAGCACUCCAACUAUUGAUGAAGCAGUUGUAGGCUUGGAGGACCAGAUAGAAAUAUUAAUGGUACGGGUAAUUCGUGGAGGGGCCGAGCUUAAAACCAUUCCUAUCUUUGGCAUGCCAGGGAUUGGUAAGACAACACUCGCCAAAAGAAUUUACAAUGACAGAAGAAUUUCAGAUCACUUUGAUAUUCAAGCAUGGUGUUCUGUUUCUCCUGGACAUAAGGUGAGUGAAUUGGCCCAAGAUAUUUUAAUUUCUAUCGUUGAUCUGAGCAGUGAUACUUACAAGUCAAAGGAGGGGAAGGGGCUAGAAUAUCUUGAUCGUUUACGCAAACAGUUACAUAGUGGAAGAUACCUCAUCGUUUUAGAUGAAGUGUGGAAUUCUCAUAUAUUUGAUGAGUUGCACAGGUGUUUUCCAGAUAAUCAUAAUGGAAGCAGAAUUCUUGUUACCAGCGGCCGAAAAUAUGAGGAUCCAUUGUUUGAUGAACCUCUUUUGGUUCGCUUGUUGACUCCGGAAGAGAGUUGGGAGCUAUUACAAGUGAAGUAUAAUCACCUUCGCUUCUGUACUCAAGAAGAAUUUCGCAAACCCCCAAUUCCAAAUGAGAACUGUCCUGCUGAAGUUGGGAAGGAAAUUGCCGUAAAAUGUCAAGGGCUACCUCUGGCCAUUGUUUUGGUAGCUGGGUUUCUUGUCAAUUUAGAGGACAACAGCGAUUGGCUAACCAUUACUGAAGAGGCAUUUAGUUCAGAAACUAAUCGUGAUGUAGGAGACUGCAAUGAAAUAAUAGAAUUGAGCUACAAAAAUAUGCCUGGUUAUCUAAGACAAUGUUUUCUAUAUUUUGCAGCAUUGCCAAUGAGUACAGAAAUUUCAGUUUUAAAACUAACAUGGUUAUGGGUUAGUGAAGGAUUUUUACGAAGAGAUGAGGUGAAGAAACCAGAGGAGGUAGCAGAAGAUUACCUGAAUGAUCUUAUGGGGAGGAGCCUUGUAAUGGAGGCCAGAAGAAGUUCAAAGGGCGGACUGAAAUCAUGUCGCAUUCAUAAUUAUCUAUAUCAUUUCUGUCAAGACAAAUCUAAAGUCGAAAAGUUCUUGCCAGUGGCAUCGCGGUUUGAAGCUUUCUUUCUGGAUACCCCAUUUAUUCCCCUUACCCGCACAAAGAUAUAUUCUUCUGAACGCCGUCGGCCAAGUCCUCUUCCCAAAAGUAUAUUUCGGGGCGUCGAUCAUGUUAGAGUGUUGGACUUGGGGUGCAUCAACAUUGGCAAUACCUUUCAUCCGGAAAUAGAAAGGCUUGUGCAUUUGAGAUUUUUGUCACUUCAAGGUGACAUGACGGUCAUUCCCUCUUGGAUUUCCAAGCUCUGGAACUUAGAAACUUUCCUAGUGAAAGGAAGAGAAGGUGAGAUAGCUUUACCAGAUACAUUUUUCAGUAUGAAGAGGCUGAGGCAUGCACAUAUAGAUAACUUUACCUUCUCAGAUUCCAACUUGUCCCAAUUAGAUUGUUUGCAGACCUUAUCCACCCCAUCUCUUUCUUAUGACACAGGGAACAUAAUGAGAAGUUACCCUUCCCUUCAAAAACUAAAAUGCAUAUUUUUGGAAUCUUGGGGUCAUUCUGAGAAGUUAGGAGAAUCUUGCUAUCGAUUUCCAGUUUUGGAUUUCUUGAAUCAGCUUGAAUCACUCAAUGUGAUUUAUCAAGGCCGGGUGCUUCUGCCUUGUGAAUUUAACUUCCCCUCGAACCUUAAGAAAUUGACCUUAUCAAAGUUUCAGCUGCCAUGGGUUGAAAUUUCUGCAAUUUCAGCAUUACCAAACCUUGAGGUUUUGAAACUGCUCUCAGAGGCUUUUGAGGGAGGAGAGUGGAAUGUCAGUGAUGAGGAGUUUGCAAAACUCAAGUUCUUGAAAUUGGGAAAUUUGAACAUUACACUUUGGAAUAUAUCAGAUGAUGCCUUCCCAUCUCUUGAGCAUAUAGUGUUGCAAAAUUGCAAGCAGCUCAUUGAGAUUCCUUCUGAGUUUGGUGAUAGUUGUUCCCUGCAAAAGAUUGAGGUGUUCAUGUGUGGAGAAUCUGUUUCUCAAUCAGCCAGAAAUAUUGAGGAAAGUCAGCAGGACAAUGGAAAAGGCAAAUUCAAGGUCACCAUUCAGAACCCAAACCCAAUCAGGGACUGAAAAAACCGAAUCUCGUCUUUAAUCGCCGUGCUCACUUAUGCAAGUGUUGAUUCCGAUCCGCAGACUUGAGCCAGGGUACUUUAGUGAUGAGCCGCGCAUUUCCUUCCAUGAGUAAUGCUGGUUCCACUUCUUCUUUCUCUAUUGUUAUGUUCAGUUUGACAGUUAUUGAAAACUCUUUGUUGGAUUUAUCCAUGAACCUUAUGUGUGGUUGUAAUUUUGUAAUGUAUUAGACUAUCUUACUCUUCCGAAAAAAAAAAAAAAAGUUGUGUUAUAUAUUUAUAUAACACAGUUAUGUA
Messenger RNA from Nicotiana tabacum (common tobacco), 4481 nucleotides. NCBI's taxonomy places the organism in Eukaryota, Viridiplantae, Streptophyta, Magnoliopsida, Solanales, Solanaceae. The record is from RefSeq and is a predicted model, not a curated record.